This is a messenger RNA of Nematocida homosporus, 312 nucleotides long. RefSeq lists its product as uncharacterized. The transcript has a single exon. Bases 1 to 312 code for a protein of 103 amino acids. The record is from RefSeq and is a predicted model, not a curated record. Lineage: Eukaryota; Fungi; Microsporidia.
AUGGGGUACACGUCAGACGAAGCAGCCGGAUACACAGAUAAAGUUGUUAAAGACUUAACAGCUCUAAUGAAAGCUAGCGCAGCAUUCUUUGUUACUCUUAUAACCUUUGUGCCUAAGAGCUACUACAAUGUUUAUUUGCAUCUUAAGUCCUUGCUUAUUAAGAGCCAAGCUUUUGAUUCGCAGAACUUAUCACCACGACUGUUCGUUAGUUGGUUAACCGUUCUUAUCUACACUGGAAUCCUUGUUGGAGUUAUUCUCUACGCAUGCAUUAAACGAAAGUCUUCAACUCAUCCCAGCAAAUCCACCACCUAA